AUGGCGGGCGGCAACCCCGAGCUCCUCCGCAGGGGGCUCCGCUCCGCCGAGGAGCAUGGCCUCCGGGACAGCGAGCUGAUCGAGGGGCAGGUGCUGCUCGAUGAGUGGGGCGUGGCUCUGAGGGAUAUGGACGUGGCGAUGGCGCUGCGCCGCACGGGGGAUCUGCACGCGGCCGUGACGCGGGCUCGCAGCAUCGCGCUCUGCGACCUGCUGCUGGGGCCCUUCGAUGCCGCGCUGAGGCAGCUGGAGCAGGGCGCGUCCGCGGAGAGGAAGCUGCAUCGGGCAAUGGCCGCCUGCAAGUGCGAGUCCCUGCUGAAGGCCCUCGCCGCCGCAUGCGACGCCGAGGUGACCGACCUGCGGCUGAUCUCUGAGGCUCGCGCCCUGUGGGAGCGCCUCACCUCACUCCGGGCCGGGCUGGCGGAGGCCGUGGAGUCGACGGAUCUGCAGACGCUCGCGGUCGCAAUGUACAAUGCCCGUAGUCCGGCGGCGCUGCCGUCUAGAGAGGUGGCGCGCGCGGACGCGAUGUUGCAGGAGCUCCGUGAGGUCGAGCAGUCGCUGAUCUAUGGCCAGCUAGAUGGUACCGACGACUUCCGCACGCUCGACGCCCAGCUUGGUCGCGUCAAGCGCUUGAAGGCCGCCGGGGUGGAGCUGGACAAGCACGCCCUCACGACCGCGUCGAGGAAGUCGGCGGCGCUGCAGGACCUGGAUCGCAAGAAGCUGGAAAUCGAGCUGCUGGACCAGCGAACGAGCAACACCUUCCCCAAGUGGAUCGAGGAGGUGCCAGUGCCCCAUCGGGCUCAGAUGAUCCCAUCGGCGGUGGUGUUCGGUGAGGUGGACGUCUCGUUCGAGCCCAGGAGCACAACAACGUACGUGCUGCCCCGCGAGAUCGUCGAGUGCUUGGUCACAGUGCGGAGUGAGGAGGAGGAGAAGGAGAAGGAGGAGGCCGGCGCAGAGGUCGCUGAGCGCGGGCUGCCCGGGGUCAUCUGCGGGGAGGUGAUCUCGCUGCUGCGCAGCGCCAUCUCUGGCAAGGACGAGGUGCUCCACUGGCCCGCGGAGCCUGUGCCAGACGUAUCGCGCGACGACGCUGUCGAGACCCACGUCGGCAUCUACGUGGGCGCCUUGCACACGGCGGCGGAUAUUGUGGCCGCGUUGGUCGGCAGCCAGGAGGGCGCCCUCGACCCAGACGACCUGGGCCGUCACGCGGUUCCCUGGCUGAGCUGGGAUGACAUGCCGCUCGAGGCGGAACGGUCGACCCCUCGCGUCGGCCCGGAAGGGGGCCUGCCGCUACUGCGACACGGGCGCAAGCUCGGGGACUAUCUGACUCAGGUGCGCGGCAGGGUCCUCCGGCGGGUGGACCUGGAGGUGUCCUGGGCGGCCCCCAGCCCCAUGACCGCCCGCCGCGGCUCUGGCCCUGGCUCUGGCCCAGGCUCUGGCCAGAAGCUUGGCCUGGCCUGCAUCGCGUUCGAUGGCGAGAGCCUGGUGGAGAUCGUGGACAGCCAGGGCGUCCACGGGGAGCACUACGGCGUGCGGCGGCCGCUCCUGGCCAAGGGCGGCUGCUACCCCGACGGCACCCUGGGCUCGGUGCAGCACGGCUCCGGAGAGCCGGGCGGCACCGACGGGGCGGGCAGGCAGAAGCAGGCGAUGCAGCUCCGCAUCGACCUCGUCCCUCAGCGCAUCGUCGACCUCGUCUUCGUGGCCACCGCCGGCCACGGGCUGAAGAGCUACGGUGCCCUGCGUGCCGACGUGGUGGACGCGGACCGCUCGCGGGUCAUGGCCUCGUGCGACGUCAAGGGCGCGGGCCUCAACGAGGAGGUUGCCGUCGUGUGCUGCCUCCACCGCGGCGACCACGACGUGUGGACCUUCCACUCCUGCGGCGGCUUCAGCAGGGGGCGUGUCCACGAGCCAAGCCGCGAUCCGCAGGGCGCCCAGCCGACCGCCUUCGACUACCAGGCCGUGCUGGGAAAGCUCGUCGAGAUGGGCUACCCUCGCAACGAGGCCAUGCGCCUGAAGGUGCCCGCGGUCCUGGAGGGCAUGCAGAGGGAGAGCUGCUCCUCGACCGGGAGGUCAAGCCCGCCUCGGUGA
Messenger RNA from Prorocentrum cordatum, 2082 nucleotides. Lineage: Eukaryota; Dinophyceae; Prorocentrales; Prorocentraceae. The record is from the annotation of a GenBank genome assembly.